Molecule: messenger RNA, 418 nt
Organism: Parasteatoda tepidariorum (common house spider)
Lineage: Eukaryota; Metazoa; Arthropoda; Arachnida; Araneae; Theridiidae
Source: RefSeq, a predicted model, not a curated record
AUGAAUGUUGAUUCAAUGGACGUUAUUUUGGAGCAGACGUAUGAAGUUACAUAUGAUGAAAUAGAAUUCUCAGUUCGCCUGUGUCCGACUGGAUUAUUUUGCAGGAACGAUCUUAUUACUGUUAGUGUUUCUUUCCGCACAUUCAAGUUGACAAAACACAUAUCUCAGCCAAAAUAUGAAAGCAUUGAGUUGUUCAGCUAUAUUGGAGGAUUAAUUGGAAUGUGGUUAGGUAUCAGCCUCGUGUCUAUUUUUGACCUCUUAGAAUCAUUGAGCUACUUGCUUUACUAUCUUUUCAUGAGCAAGAAACUUUCCAAGCAUCGUAAUAUUUGAAAAAAUAUUGAAUUGUCUGUUUUAAAGAAAAAAAGAAAUAUACUUAUGUGGAGUAUGCGGUGUUCAACUGCUUUGAACAAAAUUUAUC